Messenger RNA from Capsicum annuum, 818 nucleotides. Its product is annotated as probable small nuclear ribonucleoprotein G. Lineage: Eukaryota; Viridiplantae; Streptophyta; Magnoliopsida; Solanales; Solanaceae. Gene Ontology annotation, cellular component: U5 snRNP; U1 snRNP; U2 snRNP. The record is from RefSeq and is a predicted model, not a curated record. Gene Ontology annotation, biological process: mRNA splicing, via spliceosome; spliceosomal snRNP assembly. The transcript has 4 exons. Gene Ontology annotation, molecular function: RNA binding. Bases 349 to 591 code for a protein of 80 amino acids.
UUUUCUUUGGGACAAAUUCAAAUUAAAUUUUGCACUAUCCAAGUUUGUUAAAAUUUAUUCUCCUAAAUUUUUGGACAAUUUAUAUUUUAAUCAUUAUCAAAUUAUCUCCUAUUUACCUUUAUCAGAUUAAUAAGCAAAACAAAUAUACUCUUCAAGUGUUCAAAUUAUACACGAAUAAAUAAAUAAAUAAAUUCUAAUUUAACCAUAAAUAAAAGUAGUCCGAUCUUUGUUCAAAAUUACCUCUAUACCCUCCACCAGCUUAGCCACAAAAUAAAAAGCCAACUGAAGCAAACAUUUCAGCCGCAACUGCGCAGAAAAAAAGGAAGCAGCAAAUAGUAGAAAGCAAGGAUGAGCAGGUCGGGUCAACCUCCGGAUCUCAAAAAGUAUAUGGACAAGCAGCUUCAAAUCAAGUUGAAUGCCAACCGCUUAGUCACUGGAACUCUUCGUGGGUUUGAUCAGUUCAUGAAUUUGGUCAUUGACAACACUGUGGAAGUUAAUGGCAAUGAGAAGAAUGAAAUUGGCAUGGUGGUGAUUCGGGGUAAUAGCGUGGUGACAAUUGAAGCGUUGGAGCCAGUCGCUAGACCACAGUAGCUCUAAGGGAUCUUUGUUUAUGCUACAGAUGCUGCUGCCGCCUGUUUAAAGGAACAUAAGUUUGUACUACCAGGAUUCAGUAUUUGAUUAGAUAACAGUUAAUAUGGCAAUGGAUUUCUGUCUAAGUUUGAUCAUCAAUUCUCGCUAUUCAAUUAGUGCACUAUGUGCUGCAUGCAGUUUGUACGAGUCCCAAUGCCUUUUAAUUGGAAAUUGAUGUUUCCUUUUGA